CCUGUAGCUCCAACCCUACUUUUGAUGCAACCUUUCAGUACCCCUCAUCGGCGUGAUUCACGACGUUUUCAAUACGGCAAUGCAACGCCAGCGGAUCGGUACUCUCAGCGCGACACUACCGAUGUGACACGGUUUGAAGUGCUCUCGAAUUCGUUGUCAGCCGUGAGCCAGUCCUUCUCAACGAUGCACGGCCAUUUUGAACGCCUCAAAGACAUCAAUGAUUCCUUGAACAGAUUCAAUAGCGCUUUUGGUGCCUUUCUAUUUGGCAUGACAGCCAACAGCACAACGGUUGAUUGGCCACAGGCGCCAGUGAAAUCAUCUUUUGCAAACAGGACCGACACACGGGCACGUCCAUCUACCAUGGAAAACGCAUCAUCGAAUCGAGACAGACCACGAACGUCCGAUACCGGACACGCCACACACGCGAUGCCAAGAAAAAGAACCAUUAAAGAAAGCAAUGCUGAUGUGGAUAAUGGAAAGCCAGGAAAGAAAACACGAGUAUUUGUAUCCAAGAUCAAUAUUAGUAAAAUCAUCGAUCGGCUUCCUCUAGAUUUUCGAGAAUCCACGGAACGUACACAAAAUCUUAACAAGAUUCUAAAAUUACUGCGGUCGGAACCUGAUGGAUUACAUCUCAAGACGAUUGUAAACAAGGUGAAAUUACCGCAGUAUAAAGUUACAGAAUGCUUGACAGCACUCGUACACACCAAAGAUGUGACAAAGCAAACUCAAAAGGGUCAGCUUGCAGUUUACAAGAUGGAUCCUCAUCGCUACGCAUCGAGCGUUACAAGUGCCUCUGCGCGAUCAUAGCGAUUACCUGGACUAUGGGAUUAUUUUACAGUGUCCUUGAUUCUGGACAUGAUGGUGAACUGCACGUUAUGGCUCAGAUUCACCAUGUCCAGAUAUCCGUGCUUGUCAGCGUCAGCGACUUGCUGUUUUUGCUGCCUGGGUGUGAAUUCAUCAAUUUGCAUUAGAUUCAUAUAGUUAUUCUUCAUAUUACACAUCUCCAUUUAAUAGUAUUUAUAAAAUGCUCGGAAAAAAGAUCCUCUGUAUCUUUUUUCACUCGUUAUCC
This is a messenger RNA of Radiomyces spectabilis, 1069 nucleotides long. RefSeq lists its product as uncharacterized. The record is from RefSeq and is a predicted model, not a curated record. Lineage: Eukaryota; Fungi; Mucoromycota; Mucoromycetes; Mucorales; Radiomycetaceae. Gene Ontology annotation, biological process: mitotic sister chromatid biorientation. Gene Ontology annotation, cellular component: mitotic spindle pole body; mitotic spindle; DASH complex. Bases 25 to 807 code for a protein of 260 amino acids. The transcript is spliced from 7 exons.